Molecule: messenger RNA, 696 nt
Organism: Pelecanus crispus (Dalmatian pelican)
Lineage: Eukaryota; Metazoa; Chordata; Aves; Pelecaniformes; Pelecanidae
Source: RefSeq, a predicted model, not a curated record
AUGUUUGGCAAGGGGAGAAUCAAACCAGAAGAGAAGGUAGCUUCAGCUCUCCUUUAUGCAACUAUUUUUGGAAACGUCACUACCAUUUUCCAGCAAAUGUAUGCCAACACCAACCGAUACCAUGAGAUGCUGAACAAUGUGAGGGAUUUCCUAAAAUUAUAUCAAGUCCCAAAAGGCCUUAGUGAAAGAGUCAUGGAUUAUAUUGUCUCAACCUGGUCCAUGUCUAAAGGAAUUGACACAGAGAAGGUUCUCUCAAUUUGCCCAAAGGACAUGAGAGCAGAUAUUUGCGUGCACCUAAACCGGAAAGUUUUUAACGAGCACCCUGCCUUCCGGCUGGCUAGUGACGGCUGCCUUCGAGCCCUGGCUGUGGAGUUUCAGACGAUCCAUUGCGCCCCGGGAGACCUCAUCUAUCAUGCUGGGGAAAGCGUUGAUGCUCUUUGCUUUGUGGUCUCGGGAUCCCUAGAAGUCAUCCAGGACGACGAGGUGGUGGCUAUUUUAGGUAAAGGUGAUGUGUUUGGUGAUAUCUUCUGGAAGGAAACCAGUCUGGCCCACGCAUGUGCCAAUGUACGGGCUCUGACAUACUGCGAUUUACAUAUUAUUAAACGAGAAGCCUUGCUUAAAGUGUUGGACUUUUAUACUGCUUUUGCAAACUCAUUCUCAAGGAAUCUCACGCUCACCUGCAAUUUGAGGAAACGG